Molecule: messenger RNA, 4589 nt
Organism: Tachysurus fulvidraco (yellow catfish)
Lineage: Eukaryota; Metazoa; Chordata; Actinopteri; Siluriformes; Bagridae
Gene: gnao1a
Product: guanine nucleotide binding protein (G protein), alpha activating activity polypeptide O, a
Exons: 8
Coding region: 495-1559 (354 amino acids)
Biological process (GO): G protein-coupled dopamine receptor signaling pathway; adenylate cyclase-modulating G protein-coupled receptor signaling pathway
Cellular component (GO): heterotrimeric G-protein complex
Molecular function (GO): G protein-coupled serotonin receptor binding; mu-type opioid receptor binding; corticotropin-releasing hormone receptor 1 binding
Source: RefSeq, a predicted model, not a curated record
UGUGGAGAGCGCGCUCUCUUUCUCCGACGCCGAGCCUCCAUUUGUGAGCAAGCAGAACGAUGCAAGCUCUUGCUCCUGUUGCCGCCGCCCAGUAAAGAGAACCACUGAGAACCUACAGAGCUCCCGUUUACCUGACAAAGCCAGGACCGUACCGAAAUUUCGCAGACAACACCCAGAUUGGGAGAGACACAGAGAGAGAGAGAGAGAGAGAGAGAGAGAGAGAGAGAUACACAAGCUCUCAUUUCCGAUUCGUUCUCUCACAACGUUGCUCGCGGGAUUUAAUGCUCUAGCUGUAGUCACCGAGAGAGAGAGAGAGAGAGAGAGAGAGAGAGAGAGAGAGAGAGAGAGAGAGAGAGAGAGAGAGAGAGAGAGAGACUAGGAGAGGGACAGGGAAGAAGAGGUAGCCUUGCGAAGGGGGAAAACGGAUUGCUCGGUAUUUCCGCCGCACCUUUUCACUAUUUUGGAGCACACGAAGAGCCGAGGUUGGUCUAGUCAUGGGAUGUACACUGAGCGCCGAGGAGAGAGCAGCUUUGGACAGGAGCAAAGCGAUCGAGAAGAACCUGAAGGAGGACGGAAUCACCGCGGCCAAGGAUGUGAAACUGCUCCUGCUAGGGGCUGGUGAGUCCGGGAAAAGCACCAUCGUCAAACAGAUGAAGAUUAUCCAUGAAGAUGGCUUCUCUGGAGAUGACGUGAAGCAAUAUAAGCCUGUGGUGUACAGCAACACCAUCCAGUCCUUGGCUGCCAUUGUUCGUGCCAUGGACACCCUCGGCCUUGAGUAUGGGGACAAGGAGCGUAAAGCCGAUGCAAAGAUGGUGUGUGAUGUUGUGAGUCGCAUGGAGGACACCGAGCCCUACUCUCCCGAGCUCCUGACCGCCAUGAUGCGCCUGUGGGCCGAUUCAGGCAUUCAGGAGUGCUUCAGCCGUGCCCGUGAGUACCAGCUCAACGACUCAGCCCAAUAUUACCUAGAUAGUUUAGAUAGGAUUGGUGCUCCAGACUACCAGCCCACAGAGCAGGACAUUCUGAGAACCCGAGUGAAGACCACUGGAAUCGUCGAGACCCACUUCACCUUCAAGAACCUGCACUUCAGGCUGUUUGAUGUGGGAGGUCAAAGGUCAGAAAGGAAGAAGUGGAUCCAUUGCUUUGAGGAUGUGACUGCCAUCAUCUUCUGCGUGGCUUUAAGUGGUUAUGACCAGGUGCUGCAUGAAGACGAGACCACGAACCGCAUGCAUGAGUCCUUGAAGCUGUUUGACAGCAUCUGCAACAACAAAUGGUUCACAAACACCUCUAUCAUUCUUUUCCUUAACAAGAAGGACAUAUUUGAGGAGAAAAUAAAGAAAUCGCCCUUAACUAUCAGCUUCCCUGAGUACACAGGGCCGAACACGUUCUUGGAAGCAGUGUCUUACAUCCAGUCGCAGUAUGAAAGCAAGAACAAGUCCUUCAAUAAGGAGGUGUAUGCACACAUCACCUGUGCCACCGACACCAACAAUAUCCAGUUUGUCUUCGACGCUGUCACUGAUGUCAUCAUCGCCAACAAUCUGCGUUUCUGUGGUCUUUAUUGAGCUGCACGCCUGUUCUCAGAUCAGUUAUACACCUUCGUUUUAUUCUCUACUGUAUGUCUAGCUCUCCAGUGGUGGACAACAGAAUGAAAGUUAACCAAAGACCUUCCUCUACAGUCAUAAAUAAGGGGUUAAGCUCCAUUUAAAGAUAGACACACCUACUGAUUCAGUCAGUGUGUUAUGAAUUCUCACAUUUCAUUUUCUCACAUGAUGUUUAUUAAAUGUUUAAACAAGCUGGCACAAAGAAGAGAACUUAAAUCAAUUUAAAUACCCGGCUAUCUUUAUUCAGGAAAUGUUGUCUUUUCUGCCCCCAUAGUCAUUGAUAUUUCAUUUUAAAAUGAUCUCCAUAAGUAUACAAAUUAACAAAGUAAAACAUGGACAUAUCUUCAGUAAAAUAUUGCUGUCUUGAUAUAUUUUUUCUUUGGCUAUUUUUCAAACACAAAGCUCCUUGUAGCAUUGUUUGCCUUAAAUGGGCAUUAUUGCUGUACUGCAUAUAUAUUACUUUCUUUACAAUACCAUUGGUAACAUUUUUAUAUAUUGUCAAUACUUGAAAUUGGAUGUUUGACCCAACAAAUGAGGCCUUGAGCAUCUCUAUUGUAGAAAUCGUGCCGUCUCACAUUAGUAAGUAAAUAAAAAAACGUGUCAAAUGGUUAUGGUUACACUAUAUCAGUUUACACUAUAACUGUUUUGUUGGUUUAUUGUAUUAUUGCUUUCAAUUUCUAAACGCUAGUUUAGUAGAAGUAGAAGGUUUUAUUUCUACUUUGGGACUGAAAAAAACAUUCAUUUGCUCAUGAUGUACAUAGUUAAAAUUGUGUUUACACAUUGAUUUAUUCAGCAGAUCACAGACUUUAACAGAAACUGAAGAUUGAUCAGGAUUUAUCACACCACUUGUGUCAUUUUUUUAAUUGUCUGGUGUUAUUGUGCUUUAAGCUUAUGCAUCCAAAGCAGUCAAUGCAUUGGCCAUGUGUCAUUCUGUACAGUUUAAUCAUAGUGUCAGAAUGGCUCAGCUAAUACGCCUCAGGUUGUUUGUUGUUAAUUUUGGCCCUUGUCUGUAAUUUAGCGUACUGAAAGCCUCCAAUCAAUCUCUCCUUUUUAAUGCCCCCCUUCCAAAUCUGGGCCAUCGCUUGUUACAAAGGGUGCACUGAUUGUUUGUCCAAGAGAAAGAGAAUUUCACUGGGAAACAGAAAAUAUUUUUAAUAUGGACAAGCUGGCCAAAUAAAGCAGGAAGUGCAGGUGAUUAUUUGUAAUGGUGAGAAGGUGUCAUUAAGAAUAUGGGAUUGGGUAUAUCAGGAUUUAUUUCUGAUGAAAAGUGCUGUUGUAGCUAUAGAUAGCUAUAGCUGUAGCUAUAUUGUAGUAUUCCUUCUUUCAUUUCCCUAAUAGGGACUGCUUUGAGAAAGUGGAAUACCGGAUCAAAAGCCACUCAGCACAUGUAGGACUUCUGUACCUAUUAUCCUCGUGGAUGUGUGUCAAGCUAGGUAGCUGUUUCACUUAUGGAUGGCCUCGGAGCUAUAUUUACCAUAGAUGUUAGGUGUCCUAAAUUUCCCAUUACUCCUUGAUUAUACAGCACCACUGAGAGUAUCAUCACUGGGUCACCUUAUGGAACUCGACUGUAAGCCAUUUGUAAGCCUUUAGUAGUCAUUUGUUCCUCGUUCAAGAAACUCUAUAACCAAAAUGGCAGCACAUAUCAGGGUAGUUGCACUGCUGUGUUUCUAAGUAACCAAAUUUGGUGCAUAAAGUACUACAGUGGGGUGAAAUUGUGCUUUUUAACUUGCAAAGCUUUUAACUAGAGUUCAGAUAUUUUCCCCCGAUUAAGGGAGCAGUCUUUAGUGAGAUGUUUCAUGAUCGGGCGUUCUGCCGGCAAUGACGCAAGUAUCUCCUGCUGCUGAUCAAGUACACAUAAGUGUGUGUGUGUGUGUGUGUGUGUGUGUGUGUGUGUGUGUGUGUGUGUGUGUGUGUGUGUGUGUGUGUGUGUAAACAUCAGCAUGGUGACAGAUGAGCACUGCAUUCUGAAUCAGUGAUCUCUCAGCAUCUCAGCUGGAAGGUGAUUAUGUAUCUUUUAGCAAACACAAAACAAACUCUCCACCAUCCCAAAUACAUCCAAAGUGAGAGCCUUUUCAUGUUGUCACAGACCCUCUCCCAGAUCGCUGUUUCUCUUGUUUAUUUUCUCUCUGUCGCAUGUGUAAAGAUGCUUAAUGAGCAUGGCCUUAAAGCCAGCCUUUCUAGCUUUGUCCUGCUGGUUAGGUGAAUGAUGCAUGGCCAAUGAUGCAUGGCCAUUGCAUGGCCAAGGUGAAAAGGAAAUGAUGGCGUGUUGGUCCAGAGACUUAUGGGACAUGAAGUUUUUGGCCACGUAAAGAGAUUUGUGGGUAAUUCAAUCAGUGCACAUUGAGUGACUAAUAGCUGAUUGUUCCUGUGGUUUUAUAUGGGCUACAACAGCUGUUGCUGUGGCCAGACUGCUGUCAGCAUGGGCUCUGAUGCAUGAUUGGGUAGAAAUAAUCCAUUUGACAUCAUAUUACCUGAUGGAUUGUGUCUUAUUGCCAGUGGAAAAAUACAGUUCUAGAAUGUUGAAAGAGGAUUGUGUUUUUAUGUUGUUUCAUAUUCGUUAUGUAAAAGAUAUUUAAACACCUUGGAAACAUCAUUUGUAUUGAUUCAUUCAGCGCUAGCAUCAUUAACACUACCAUUAUUUGACAUUUAGCCAACAUGUGAUUUGUUAUAAAACAGGACAGUUGGAUGGUGCUUUUAAAUAAUACCAUCCAUGAUUGGAAGAAUCAGGAAUGGAGAAGUCAUUUUAUUAUAGUUAUUAGUGCCAAGUGCUGGUUUAUGGUGCCAUCUGUUCACACAUUCUUUGCAAACCACCUAGAUGUAGUGUAUUCUCCUGAUAUCUGAUCACAGCCUCACUGUGUCUCUGUAAAUUUAAUGUCUGUCUCAAUCUGCUGUAGUUGUGUCCAUCACUGCUCUUGAUUAUUUAUUCAACAAUGGAUGUGUAUUUGUGUGUAUGUAUUUAUAUGAAACAAAUAAAGUGCCACUUGAAAUGUA